This is a messenger RNA of Zingiber officinale, 1242 nucleotides long. Its product is annotated as auxin-responsive protein IAA25-like. Gene Ontology annotation, biological process: regulation of DNA-templated transcription. The record is from RefSeq and is a predicted model, not a curated record. The transcript has 5 exons. NCBI's taxonomy places the organism in Eukaryota, Viridiplantae, Streptophyta, Magnoliopsida, Zingiberales, Zingiberaceae. Gene Ontology annotation, molecular function: protein binding. The coding region runs from base 9 to 887 and encodes 292 amino acids. Gene Ontology annotation, cellular component: nucleus.
AAUUCACCAUGAAGUCCAAUAUCCAAUUUGAAUCGCAUCAUCCUCUCACACCACCACCACCACCACCACCACCACCACCCACACCACAACAACAACAAGAUGAAGUCCUCAAAUUUGAGGUACUUCUCGCUUCUCAGGCUGAUCACUCGACAAACUACAGCCUUGAGCUCAGUCUCGGCAUCCCUAGCACUUCAAGCACAACCACAACCAGCAGCAGAGCUACCCGCAAAGCAUGGACGGUCGACCCUUUGCCUGAAACACGACUCCAUAAUGGAUUCACCCACCCAUGGAGCCUCGCCGCUCGCCAACAGAAGGCAGUUUUGGAGCAAUCAGCCCCCCAUAAGCACAACCAGUACUCUUCUACUCCACCUUCUUCCUCUUCCUCUUCCUUGUUCUUGCCCAGGGUCGAUGCUUCAUCAUUGAUUCCGGUGGUUAUCGGUUGGCCACCGGUGCAUGCCCAUCGAAAGAACAACUUAGACAGAACUCUAAGCUCGUUGAAGGUUGUUCACGAGACGAAAGAAGACAGAAAUAAUGUAAAAAGAUCGAAGAUCAAGAUGGAUCGAGUGAACGAUCGAGUUCGAUCAAUGUUUGUAAAAGUGAAGAUGGAAGGGUAUGGCAUUGGUCGAAAGGUCGACCUUAAAGCUCACGAUGGCUACCGAUCGCUCUCGCAUGCCCUAAGAAAAUUGUUUCAUAACUUCCUCCCUGUUAAUUAUUUAGAGAAGUCAGAUGAGCAAAGCGAGGAGGCUUUCAACGACGACUUCAUUCUCCUCUACCAAGAUAUCGAAGGGGAUCAGAUGCUUGUUGGCGAUAUCCCUUGGGAGUCGUUUAUCACUUCGGUGGAAAAGCUUUUCAUAGUUCAAAAUCCAAAAAAGGCUAGCUGUUCCUGAAGGAGGAGAGACAAAGAAACCAAGUGGAAGUAUAUAUAAUUAUUGACCAUAUAGCUAGCUGAUCUCUGUUUAGAGCAUAGAAUGUAUGGUGCAGGCAAAGCGCUCUAGGGCCCCACAGAAAUGUCCCGGUUCGACCUCUUUGUAUAAUUAAAAUUUAUUUUAGAAAGUAUAUUAAUUAGAUUGUCAGCGACCCUUUAAUUUAUGAUGUCGGAACUACAUGCCUUAGUUUAUGUUGCUUAGUGACCAUCUAUAUUUAUAUGUAUAUCAUAUGUAUAAUUAAAUUUGAUUCAAGAAUUAGUAUAAAUAAUUAUGUUGUCAACUAAAUAUUUAAGUUAUGAUCUUCCAACGAAGUUUA